Messenger RNA from Lindgomyces ingoldianus, 4956 nucleotides. RefSeq names its product multidrug resistance-associated protein 1. Gene Ontology annotation, biological process: transmembrane transport. Gene Ontology annotation, molecular function: ABC-type transporter activity; ATP binding; ATP hydrolysis activity. The record is from RefSeq and is a predicted model, not a curated record. The coding region runs from base 73 to 4686 and encodes 1537 amino acids. The transcript has 9 exons. Gene Ontology annotation, cellular component: membrane. NCBI's taxonomy places the organism in Eukaryota, Fungi, Ascomycota, Dothideomycetes, Pleosporales, Lindgomycetaceae.
CUUCGCCACUACACUUCUGCCUUAACUCUGCUCAUACACAGCAGGAAGGCACAUUCAUCCGUCUCAAGAUCGAUGCGCGAACUGCAAUUCCCGCUGCAGCCCCCCUCGCCCUUCAUCCACGGCUACCUUGAAGCCUCGGACCACCACCAACAGCCACUAUGCGGGAACGCUGAGGGAUGGGGCCCCUUGAGCCCUAUCCGCUACGACUUCACGCCCUGUUUCCUCGAUGUCUGGAUAGCCGUGGUGGCCGUAGGGGGUAUCCUGGGGGGUGCCGGGGCCGCUUGGUAUCUUCUCAAAGAAUGCACGCCGCAACCGGUCAAGAAAAACUGGCAUUUCUAUGCUAAGCUGAUUACCAUCGGAGCUCUCAUCGCCACCACCGCUGUACAGGCAACCCUCCAGAUCGAAUACUUCCAAGGCAUAUGGGCGGGAGAUUUCCGGUUCUGGACCACUAUCUUCACAAUAGUGUCCCUAUGCGUCAUAUGCUUCAUCCAGUACACCGAGCAUUGGAGAUCCCGGAAUGCGAACGGUGUGGUGCUGUUCUACUGGCUCCUUCUCCUGAUUGCUUACGCUGUUAAACUACGCUCUCUGAUUGCGCAGAAAAUAUAUCACACCCAUGUGGCAUAUUUUACUACUUUCUGUAUCAACGUUGGAUUGGCGGCAAUUGAACUUGGCUUGGAGUGGCUCGUACCUAAACGAUUAAGCGACUACGACGCGCUAGGAGACGACGACGAGUGUCCCUACGAAUAUGCCAAUGUAUUCUCCAUCUUGACAUUCAGCUGGAUGACACCGAUGAUGAAGCAUGGGUACAAGACCUUUUUGACCCAGGACGAUCUCUGGAAUCUCCGCAAACGGGACUCGACUAAAGCCACGGCUAGCGCGUUCGAGCAGUCGUGGGGGUACGAGUUGGAGAAGAAGCACCCUUCUCUAUGGAUGACUAUGUUUCGAGCAUUUGGAUCACCUUAUUUCCGGGGUGCUUUGAUCAAGACUGUGAGCGACAUCCUCAACUUUGUACAGCCCCAAUUACUCAGGCUUCUGAUUACCUGGGUCGACUCUUACCGCGGGGACAGCCCACAACCCGUCAUGCGAGGGGCGGCCAUUGCUCUCUCCAUGUUUGCGGUCUCUGUGACGCAGACGGCUUGUCUCCACCAAUACUUCCAACGGGCUUUCGAGACCGGAAUGCGCAUCAAAUCCUCUCUCACGGCGGCUAUCUACUCAAAAGCCACGCGAUUAUCGAACGAGGGAAGAGCUUCGAAGUCCACUGGUGAUAUUGUCAACUACAUGGCCGUGGACACGCAGCGUCUCCAGGAUCUAGCGCAAUACGGCCAACAACUCUGGUCCGCCCCGUUUCAAAUCGUUCUGUGCAUGCUUUCGCUGUAUCAGUUGCUUGGCUUCAGCAUGUUCGCUGGCGUGGCAGCUAUGAUCAUUAUGAUUCCGGUAAACGGCUGGAUUGCCCGCGUUAUGAAAAAACUGCAGAAGCAGCAGAUGAAGAACAAGGAUGCGCGAACACGGCUCAUGACGGAGAUUCUGAACAACAUGAAAUCUAUUAAGCUAUAUGCGUGGACAACUGCCUUCAUUAAUCGCCUGAACUACAUUCGAAACGAUCAAGAGCUUAAGACAUUACGCAAGAUCGGUGCUACCCAAGCCUUCUCCACCUUUACUUGGUCGACAACGCCAUUCCUCGUUUCAUGCUCAACCUUUGGUGUUUUCGUCCUGACUCAGAACAAGCCAUUGACGACGGACAUCGUCUUCCCUGCGCUUACACUUUUCAAUCUCCUCACGUUCCCUCUGGCGAUUCUACCCAUGGUUAUCACCGCGAUUGUGGAAGCAAGUGUCGCAGUUGGCCGCAUUACUAGCUAUCUCGUGGCCGAAGAACUCCAAGCAGACGCGGUGCUACGGGAAGACUCGGUGGAUGAGAUGGGCGAGGAGUCCGUGCGCAUUCGAGACGCCACCUUUACAUGGAACAAGCACGAAGAGCGACGUGCUCUUCACGACAUCAACUUCUCUGCACACAAGGGCGAGUUGUCAUGUAUCGUUGGCCGCGUUGGCGCUGGCAAAUCGUCCCUCCUUCAGGCGGUACUAGGAGACCUGUGGAAAAUAAAGGGCGAGGUCGUUCUGCGAGGUGCCGUUGCCUAUGUUCCCCAGUCAGCUUGGAUUAUGAAUGCUUCUGUGAGGGAAAAUAUCGUUUUCGGACACCGUUGGGAUCCACAAUUUUACGACCGGACUGUGAAGGCCUGUGCGCUUCGAGAUGACUUCGCAUCCCUCCCAGAUGGAGAUCAGACUGAAGUUGGCGAACGCGGCAUAUCGCUUUCAGGUGGCCAAAAGGCCCGCCUCACUCUCGCACGCGCUGUCUACGCUCGGGCGGACGUGUAUCUUCUUGAUGACUGCCUGUCGGCUGUCGACCAGCAUGUUGGACGGCAUUUAAUUGACAAUGUCCUUGGUUCGAAGGGUUUGUUGGCCGGGAAGACAAGAAUACUAGCCACCAAUUCCAUCCCGGUUCUCAUGGAAGCCGACAUGAUCGCGCUCCUGCGUGAUGGCAGAAUCCUUGAGAGGGGCACGUAUGGUCAGCUCAUGGCCAUGAAGGGCGAAAUUGCAAAUUUGAUCAAGACGUCCCAAAACGAAGACCAGAGUGAAGACGACAGCAGAGCUUCAGAAAGCGUAGUGAGCGAUGAAGACACGACUAUUUACGGUACGAGUCCGAACUCAGAUGAUGAUCGUGAACAAGGAGAAGCCGAGGCCGCACAAGAAAAUGUACCUCAAUUAGCACCAUUACGAGCUGGAAACGGGACGGCUCGCAAAAAUAGCAUGAACACGCUACGCCGCGCCAGCACAGCGAGUUUCAAAGGUCCUCGAGGGAAAGUGCUUGAUGAGGAGGGUGCCGGGCUGAAGAGCAAGCAAACAAAAGAAUUUUCUGAACAAGGUAAAGUUAAAUGGGCGGUGUACGGCGAGUAUGCCAAAACGAGCAAUCUUGCUGCGGUCGCCAUUUAUCUCAUCCUUUUGGUGGGGGCCCAGACCGGACAGAUUGGUGGGAGCGUGUGGCUCAAGAAUUGGUCAGAAGUCAACCAGCGAUACGACAGCAAUCCAAACGUGGGCAAGUACAUUGGUGUCUAUUUCGCAUUUGGUGUGGGAUCUGCUGCUCUUGUCGUUGUACAGACGCUCAUUCUCUGGAUCUUCUGUUCAAUUGAAGCUUCUAGGAAGUUACACGAACGAAUGGCGUUUGCUAUCUUCCGCUCCCCGAUGAGUUUUUUCGAGACCACUCCUGCAGGGCGUAUUCUGAAUCGGUUUUCUAGUGACAUCUAUCGCGUGGACGAGGUCUUGGCGCGAACUUUCAAUAUGCUCUUCGUGAAUUCUGCCAGAGCUGCAUUCACGCUUGUCGUCAUCUCCGCUUCCACCCCAAUUUUCAUAGCUCUCAUCAUCCCACUGGGUGCUCUCUACUUGUACAUACAGAGAUACUAUCUCCGUACGUCCCGGGAGCUGAAGCGACUUGACAGCAUUAGUAGAAGCCCCAUCUAUGCCCAUUUUCAAGAGUCACUGAGUGGCAUGAGCACCAUCAGGGCAUAUAGCCAACAAAAACGAUUUGAAUUGGAGAACGAAUGGCGGGUCGAUGCCAAUCUAAGAGCCUAUUUCCCCUCGAUCAAUGCGAACAGAUGGCUUGCAGUACGGCUAGAAUUCAUUGGCUCCGUUAUCAUCUUAGCUUCGGCCGGUUUCGCUAUCAUUUCUGUUGCUAACCAUAGCGGUUUGUCCGCUGGAAUGGUUGGUCUGGCUAUGUCAUAUGCGCUUCAAAUCACCCAAAGCCUUAACUGGAUCGUCCGACAGACCGUGGAGGUAGAGACAAACAUUGUGUCGGUGGAGCGUGUGCUGGAAUAUGCUGCACUGCCGAGCGAGGCGCCAGAUAUUAUAUCUAAGAAUAGGCCGCCGAUCAGCUGGCCUUCACAGGGUGCUGUCUCAUUUAACAACUACAGCACCCGGUAUCGGCCCGGACUUGAUCUGGUACUAAAAAACAUCAACCUCAAGAUCAAAGCGCAUGAGAAGAUCGGAGUAGUUGGUCGAACAGGCGCUGGUAAGAGCUCUCUUACUAUGGCGCUAUUCAGAAUUAUCGAACCCGCCGAUGGCUUUGUGAGUAUCGAUGACUUGAACACCAGUACCAUCGGGCUCCUAGAUCUUCGAAGAAGGCUGGCCAUCAUUCCACAGGAUGCAGCGUUGUUUGAGGGUAGUGUGAGAGACAAUUUAGAUCCAGGACAUGUACAUGAUGAUACGGAACUUUGGAGUGUUUUAGAACAUGCCCGGUUGAAAGAUCACAUCGCGAGUAUGCCGGGAAAGCUGGAAGCUCAGAUCUUUGAGGGGGGGUCAAAUUUAAGCGCCGGUCAACGCCAGCUAGUGUCUCUAGCGCGCGCUCUUCUAGCCCCAAGCAACAUUCUCGUUUUAGACGAAGCGACUGCCGCCGUUGACGUUGAAACGGAUGCAAUGCUCCAAGCUACGUUGCGGACAAGUAUGUUUAGGAAUCGAACGAUCAUUACCAUUGCUCACAGGAUCAACACAAUCCUCGAUUCGGACAGGAUCGUCGUGCUCGACCGUGGGACAGUGGCCGAGUUCGACACACCUGCUGAGCUGGUUCGCCGCAGGGGUCUGUUCUACGAGCUGGUCAAGGAGGCCAAUCUCUUGAAUGCCCUUGAAGUUACACAAGCAUGAUGCAUGAGAUGGGGGAGUUCGUUUAGCAUUAUCGUGCACCCGAUCGAUUCAGUGCAAAACAGCAUAACCCUGCCCCCGCCUUUCCAUAGCUUCCAUGUCAGCCAUCUGACUUUCAAAAUAGUGCGGAUGUGACGUGCCUCCGCGGCUCCGCACCGCUUUCAGGCUACAUAAAAUUCUUGGAUUAGGGCCACGGGUUGCUAUGCCCAGUUAAAAGCGCUUCCAAGGUCAAAGCAUGUCGUAGAGCAAUCUUGUUGACCAAAUUAAUACCGC